Molecule: messenger RNA, 609 nt
Organism: Meloidogyne enterolobii
Lineage: Eukaryota; Metazoa; Nematoda; Chromadorea; Rhabditida; Meloidogynidae
Source: the annotation of a GenBank genome assembly
AUGGUAAUCGAAGCUCGUCCAUAUGCUAUUGUUCUAAUGAAUGAGGUGAAUAACCCGACUGCCUUCUACAAACGAUUCUGGCCGAGUAAGAGUUGCAAAUAUGAAUUCGAAAAGGAUGGAGCUCGUUGGAUUAAAGUGCAAAAUGAAGGAGUGACGUCUGAAGCUCCCGAUUCUGCCUUCACCCACUUCACCUUUACGGUCACCGACUGCAAAAACGACCAUGUAAUCAAACCAGCUGUCUAUCAAAUGAUUGAUGAUGAUUCCCCUGUGCCUGCAUACUUCCCUCUUCUUCGGAGUGAGUUGUUGGAACUGGCCGAAAAUAUCUUCACCCGUAAAAAAGGCAAAACACAUUUGAAGAGAAAAGUUUUGCUUGUAUGCGGUGAUGGUAUAACCAAAAAUGGAAAUUUUGCGGUUUUCGAUAUUGUCAUGGAUCGUGCGGCAACUCAUGAACGAGUUGGACUCAAAGAGACGGCAAGGAUUGUUAUGGAUCAACGUUGGGGAACUGUUGGUAGUUCAGACGAAUAUAAACUUCUGCACGCGAUGAUAAAGGCUCAAAUUCAGCCAUUGUUGCAAAGGGCCCGUCGUUCGAAUGCUAGUUCACAGGACUAA